This is a messenger RNA of Rhea pennata, 1107 nucleotides long. RefSeq names its product opioid related nociceptin receptor 1 (gene OPRL1). The record is from RefSeq and is a predicted model, not a curated record. Gene Ontology annotation, biological process: sensory perception of pain; neuropeptide signaling pathway. Lineage: Eukaryota; Metazoa; Chordata; Aves; Rheiformes; Rheidae. Gene Ontology annotation, cellular component: neuron projection; plasma membrane. The transcript has 3 exons. Gene Ontology annotation, molecular function: nociceptin receptor activity; neuropeptide binding. Bases 1 to 1107 code for a protein of 368 amino acids.
AUGGAUCCUCUCUUCCCUGCCCACAUUUUGGAAGACCCUGACCUGAGAAAGCUGCUGAAUGACUCCUCCAUGCUGAACCUGAGCUUUCUCCCCAGCAACUGGUUCAACAACGGCACAGGGGACAGCUUCCUGCCGCUGGGCAUCAAGAUCACCAUCGUGGUCGUCUACUCCAUCGUGUGCAUCGUGGGGCUGGUGGGCAACUGCUCCGUCAUGUAUGUGAUUGUCAGAUUCACCAAGAUGAAGACAGCGACCAACAUUUACAUCUUUAACCUUGCUCUGGCUGAUACCUUGUGUCUGAUGACCUUACCCUUCCAGGGUACAGACACAUUCCUGGGCUUCUGGCCCUUUGGCAAUGUCCUCUGCAAAAUUGCCAUCUCCAUAGACUACUACAACAUGUUCACAAGCACCUUCACCCUGACGAUGAUGAGCGUGGACCGCUAUAUUGCCAUCUGCCACCCCAUCAAAGCACUGGAUAUCCGCACUCCCCACAAGGCCAAAGUGGUGAACGUGUGCAUCUGGGCGCUGGCUUCUGUCUUCGGCAUCCCAGCAAUGGUGAUGGGAUCUGCAGAGAAUGAAAACAACGAAAUUGAUUGUUUGAUUAAGCUCCCAUCACCUGUGGAUUACUGGGAUCCGGUGUUUGGCAUCUGUGUCUUUCUCUUCUCCUUUAUGAUCCCUGUGUUGAUCAUAACUAUCUGCUACAGCCUCAUGAUCAGGCGACUCAAGAAUGUCCGUGUCCUCUCAGGCUCCAAGGAGAAGGACCGAAACCUGAGGCGCAUCACCCGAAUGGUCCUGGUGGUGGUGGCAGUCUUCAUUAUCUGCUGGACUCCCAUCCAGAUUUUUGUGCUAGUCCAGUGCUUGGGUGCCAAGGCAGAAAGCGAGCUUGAGUUGGCCAUCUCCUGCUUCUGCACUGCACUGGGAUAUGCCAACAGCAGCCUGAACCCAGUGCUAUAUGCCUUCUUGGAUGAGAACUUCAAGGCAUGCUUCAAGAAGUUCUGUUUCCCCACUGCCUUCAGGACCGAGCUCCAGAUGUCCAACAGGAUGUGCAGCAUUGCCAAGGAUGUGGCUUAUGCCUGCAAGAACUCGGAGGGGACUAACAAUCCGGCCUGA